CGUAAAGCGGCGCCGGCGAGCUUUACGGCGCGGAGCUGGUUAAAAAAAAAAAAAAAAUCAGACGGGAAUAAAGAGUUCACUGAAAUGUGAGAAUGGCCAAUUCUUUAAGAGGUGAAGUGUUGAAUCUAUACAAAAAUCUGCUGUACCUUGGAAGGGAGUAUCCCAAAGGAGCAGACUACUUUAGAAGCCGUUUGAAAGCAGCUUUUCUAAAAAAUAAAGAUGUGAAAGAUCCCGAAAAAAUUAAGCAACUAAUUGCACGAGGAGAAUUUGUUAUAAAAGAGUUGGAGGCUUUGUACUUUCUCAGGAAAUACAGAGCUCUGAAACAGCGCUACUACAGUGACGACAAUCAGUAACUGGUGCUAAUGACUUUGCAUGUAAUGAUACAAAUCCAUAAAAACAAACAAUAAAAGAGCUGUAACCU
Molecule: messenger RNA, 421 nt
Organism: Haliaeetus leucocephalus (bald eagle)
Lineage: Eukaryota; Metazoa; Chordata; Aves; Accipitriformes; Accipitridae
Gene: ETFRF1
Product: LYR motif containing 5
Exons: 3
Coding region: 93-353 (86 amino acids)
Biological process (GO): respiratory electron transport chain
Cellular component (GO): mitochondrion
Source: RefSeq, a predicted model, not a curated record